AAUUUUCCUCGACAGUCGUUAAUAGCCUACCGUGCGAUUCGGAAAAGCGGACUGUUCUCAUACAAAUUAUUUUUACUUGAACACUUCGCGUUAGUAGGCACGGCAUUUUCAUUUAGGCGACAAGUACACGGCGUGAUUCCUAGUUUAUCCGCGAUAAUUCACAAAAGCUCAAUAGCAAGUAAAGAAUCUGUGAUAUAGUAGCAAAUUACAAAAAGAUAUUUUAAUAUCCGCAUCGAGCGAAUUGUGUGAAUAGUUUUGCUUGUUUACAAACAGCACGUGUAAUUAUUGGAGCGUGAAGCAGUCGAACAACACAACCUCUUCAGAAAACAUGUCUUGGAGAUAUGCGAUGAUGCACCCUACCAGAGAGGUCGUUUCUGACAAAACAACUGGUCGACAUUUACAACGAAUCCUACACUAUUCCGUACCAUCAUGUCGACCACUAGCAACCUUCAGACGUACAGAUUGUGCCAUACAUGAUGUCGACUGUGACGAAGUAUACCCAGGGAUUUUUAUAGGAGACGCAGCCGCGGCGAAAAAUAAAGUUUAUCUCAGGCUGAUGGGCAUCACACAUGUUCUCAACACAGCGGAAGGAUCCAGAUACGGGCAAGUGGAUACAGGGCAUUCAUAUUACAGAGAUGUGCCAACUAUGAGGUAUAUGGGUUUCCCAAUGAUGGAUCAACCAACAACUGACAUCUCACGAUACUUUUAUAUAGCAGCGAAAUUCAUUGAAAAUGCUGUUAAUAGUGGAGGUAAAGUCCUUGUUCACUGUCUUGUUGGCAUGUCACGAUCAGCAACAUGCGUUUUGGCCUACUUAAUGAUUUGCAGAAAAAUGACAGCCGUUGAAGCCAUUCGAACUGUACGAAUGCGAAGGGAUGUCCGACCCAACGAUGGUUUUCUACAACAGUUGGCCGAUUUAGACAACGAAUUACGGCGAGAUCGAAGCUACUCAUACUAAGUUUUUUAUAAUAUUUUAAUAUUUUCCACAUUUUAUUUAAACUAAAUUGAAACACCAACCAAAUGAUAACAACACGUUUCUUUAAGCCAGUCAAGCUCCUUCCAGAGCUUGUGCUAUCAAUCAUUAACAUUAUUUUUAAUGUUCUCGUAUUGUAAUUUAUUUAUCAUCAGAAAAUAUCACAAAACAAAUGCAGGUUUUACUCCUGCACAACAAAUAUUUAUCUUUCUGUUUUUAUAAAAAUUUAAACAAAAUCUGUUACUUCAAGUUCAAUACUUAUUUAUGAAAUUUUUUAUAUGAAAUCAUUGAAAUGGAUGUGUACCAUGAAUAUCUUUUUGCUAAAUGCUGUUUUUUAUGUUUGAUAAAUGGAAUCUGAUGGUUUAGAUUUUUUUCUAAAACUAAAAUUAAAAUUUCUUAAAGCAAUUUGUAAAGACAACUAAAUGAUGCAUGUAAUUAAUUGAAAAUGUUACACGUUUUAGUCACGAAAACACAAACAAUUGAUUAAAAACAAUAAAAGUUGAAUUAAACCAUC
This is a messenger RNA of Hermetia illucens (black soldier fly), 1484 nucleotides long. Its product is annotated as dual specificity protein phosphatase 13. The transcript is spliced from 6 exons. The record is from RefSeq and is a predicted model, not a curated record. Bases 329 to 955 code for a protein of 208 amino acids. Lineage: Eukaryota; Metazoa; Arthropoda; Insecta; Diptera; Stratiomyidae. Gene Ontology annotation, cellular component: cytoplasm. Gene Ontology annotation, biological process: protein dephosphorylation; negative regulation of MAPK cascade. Gene Ontology annotation, molecular function: protein tyrosine/serine/threonine phosphatase activity; MAP kinase phosphatase activity.